ACCACCCAAGAGAGUGUCAGCAAAAAGAGCACCUCGGUUAAUAAGAAAGAGAUUUACGAUAUCAAAACCAAGACAUGGACUGAAAUAAGUGAUGAUCUGAGUACGGCCGGCAUCAACAAGAAACAACCAUCAUAUGAGCGUUUCGUUAGCCACGGCCAGGAUGGCACCUGUAAAGUCACCUACAAGAAGAAAAUCUACGAUCAACGCAACAACAGAUGGCGUAUCGUCGAAGAGAAAACUGUUGACAAUGCUCACGAUACUGGUUUUCCUGAAAUAGCCGAUGAUGUCAUAAAUACAACGCGUACCACAUACACAACGAAAGUUUACGACUCUAAGCUCGGCCAGUGGAAGGUAGUCGACGAGAAGUCGUUUGUGGAUAGCAAAGCUUAUGUGCCGAAAGAUAUUGUUCGUGAAAUUGAAAAAGAUAAUACAGAUGUUGCCAAUAUUACGACAACGACAGAGAUCACAAAGAUUUACGAUGCAAGUAUUAAUGACUGGCGCGUUUUGGAUGAGAAGACACGCACCGAUGUCAUUGAAAAGAUUGUCGAGACACCGAAAAAGACCGUUUACAUCGAUGAGUUUGUGGAAAUCGAAAAGAAUUCCAAAAUUCUGGAGGAAAAUGAAAAUAUGGAAUACAAUUUGAAUAAGACCUCCAAGCGUAAGGAUAUAACGGAAAAUAUCUACGAUGAAACGGACGAGAGGCUACAGAUCGUCAAUAAGAAUAAGAAAACAAUCGAUUCACGAAAAGAUGGAGUCGACAAGUGGAAAAGCACACACACUGAAAUGUGUAUCUGUGAGAUCUGUACUUGUGGGCGUCAUCAUUGUACAACCAGUGACACAACAACCACAACUAAAACGGAUUCCCUAACAGAAUCGUUGGAUAUGGUUGACAAUGUUGAGACUAGAAUACGCACCAAUACAUGGUCCAAAGAUGACUAUGAGAAAAAUGAAUCUCUAACCACAAUCAGAAAAGGUCCCAAGGACUCUCCCACCAAACCACUGCCAGAAGGUCCCAACGAUCGCUAUACGGAUCGUUUUACCCAGGAUACGACUAUUCUUGAGAAUGAAGAAUACGAAUAUAUCGUUAGAACUAAACCAGUGCGACCCUAUGACAAUCUGAAGCCUGAAGGUGAAUUCUAUAAGCCGGAAAAGGAGGAAUAUCGUCCAUCCGAAAGACCAGUACCCAUUAAGCCGGGCGAUAAUUUACGUCCCGAAGGUGAAUUCUAUACACCUGAAAAACCAGGUUAUCGUCCAGCCGAGAGGCCACAACAAAAGAAACCCGAAGAUAAUCUCAAGCCAGAGGGAGAAUUUUAUGCACCCGACAAACCAGGUUAUCGUCCUGCGGAACGUGUUGAACGGGUAAUACAUACCGACAAUCUUCGUACCGAGGGAGAAAUGACUUUUGUCGAAAAGGAGGAAUACAAAUAUGUAUCAAGGCCAGAACCAGUUUUGCGGCCGGAUAAUUUGAAACCCGAGGGUGAAUUCUACACACCAGAAAAGCCAGGCUACAAACCGGCCGAAAGACCUCAACAAAAACGACCAGAAGAUAAUUUGAAACCGGAAGGAGAUUUCUACACCCCAGAGAAGCCUGGUUAUCGCCCAGCUGAGAGACCUGUUCAAAAGAAACCUGAGGAUAAUUUGAAACCAGAAGGGGAUUUCUAUGCGCCUGAAAAGCCUGGUUUUAGACCAGCCGAAAGACCUGUCCAAAAGAAGCCAGAGGAUAAUCUCAAGCCAGAAGGUGAUUUCUAUACUCCCGAAAAACCUGGUUUCAGACCUGCGGAAAGGCCACAGCAGAAGAGACCCGAAGACAAUCUCAAACCAGAAGGUGAUUUCUAUACCCCCGAAAAACUGCAGUAUAAACCAGGAGAACGCCCAAGUCAAGUUCGUCCUGAGGAUAAUCUAAGGCCUGAAGGUGAAUUUUAUACGCCAGAAAAACCAGGAUUCCGUCCAGCUGAAAGACCUCAACAAAAGAAACCCGAAGACAAUCUCAAGCCGGAAGGUGAUUUCUACACCCCCGAAAAACCAGGCUUCAGACCUGCCGAAAGACCUCAGCAAAAGAAACCCGAAGACAAUUUGAAACCUGAAGGUGAUUUCUAUACACCCGAAAAACCGGGAUACCGCCCAGCUGAACGACCACAACAAAAGAGGCCGGAAGACAAUUUACGUCCAGAGGGAGAGUUCUAUGCUCCAGAGAAACCCCACUACAAGCCGGGUGAAAGACCAACUCAGAAGAGACCUGAAGACAAUCUUCGUCCUGAAGGUGAUUUCUAUACACCUGAAAAGCCGGGUUAUCGUCCCGCUGAAAGACCCGAGCAAAAGAGACCUGAGGACAAUCUUCGCCCUGAGGGUGAGUUCUAUGCACCAGAAAAACCUAAAUACAAACCAGGUGAAAGGCCAUCUCAGGUGCGUCCUGAGGACAAUCUUCACCCUGAAGGAGAAUUUUAUACCCCCGAGAAACCUGGUUAUCGUCCAGCCGAGAGACCGGAACAAAAGCGACCAGAGGAUAAUCUCAGACCAGAAGGUGACUUCUAUGCUCCAGAAAAACCAAAAUACAAGCCCGGCGAGAGACCAACACAGGUUCGGCCAGAGGACAAUCUUCGUCCUGAGGGUGAGUUUUACGCACCAGAAAAGCCUGGCUUUAGACCGGCCGAAAGACCCGUUCAAAAAAGGCCUCAAGAUAAUCUCAAGCCAGAAGGAGAAUUUACAACACCCGAGAAGCCUCAGUAUCGCCCGGCUGAAAGAACUGAAAGAAUUAUUCACAAAGAUAAUCUUCGAUCUGAGGGUGAAAUGACUUUUGUGGAGAAAGAAGAAUAUCAGUAUGUCGUAAGGCCACAACAGGUUCGUCCUGAGGAUAAUUUAAGACCAGAGGGAGAUUUCUACACCCCAGAGAAACCUGGUUAUCGUCCAGCAGAAAGACCUGUUCAGAAGAAGCCUGAAGAUAAUUUGAAACCUGAAGGUGACUUCUAUACUCCAGAGAAGCCUGGAUAUCGUCCAGCCGAAAGACCCGUUCAGAAGAAGCCAGAGGAUAAUUUGAAGCCCGAAGGUGACUUCUAUACUCCGGAGAAACCAGGUUACAAACCAGCAGAAAGGCCUGUUCAAAAGAAACCCGAGGAUAAUCUCAAGCCUGAAGGCGACUUUUAUGCUCCCGAGAAGCCAACAUAUAUGGCAGGAGAAAGACCCAGUCAAGUACGACCAGAGGAUAAUUUAAGACCUGAGGGAGAUUUCUAUACUCCUGAGAAGCCUGGAUAUCGUCCUGCUGAGCGGCCCGUUGCCAAACGACCGGAGGAUAACUUAAGACCAGAGGGAGAAUUCACUGUUCCAGACAAACCCACAUAUAGACCUGCUGAAAAGACCGAACAGUACACCUAUGUCAGGAGACCAGAACAAGUUCGUCCAGAAGAUAAUCUCAAACCUGAAGGUGAGUUCUACACCCCCGAGAAACCGGGAUACCGUCCUGCUGAACGUCCAGUUCAAAAGAAACCUGAGGAUAAUCUUAAGCCCGAAGGUGAUUUCUACACUCCCGAGAAACCUGGAUAUCGUCCUGCUGAACGUCCAGUUCAAAAGAAACCAGAAGAUAAUCUCAAACCUGAAGGCGAUUUCUACACUCCCGAGAAACCUGGAUAUCGUCCUGCUGAACGUCCAGUUCAAAAGAAGCCAGAGGAUAAUCUGAAACCUGAAGGUGACUUCUAUACCCCAGAGAAACCAGGUUACAAACCAGCAGAAAGACCGGUUCAAAAGAAACCCGAGGAUAAUCUCAAGCCUGAAGGCGACUUUUAUGCUCCGGAGAAGCCAAAAUAUAUGGCAGGAGAAAGGCCCAGUCAAGUACGACCAGAGGAUAAUUUAAGGCCAGAAGGCGAAUUUUACACUCCUGAGAAACCUGGUUAUAGACCAGCAGAAAGACCAGAACAGAAGAAGCCACAGGACAAUCUUAAACCGGAGGGUGAAUUCACUGUUCCCGAUAAGCCAACAUACAAGCCUGCUGAAAGGACAGAAGUCAUUAUUCGUAAAGACAACUUGCGCACUGAAGGUGAAAUGACGUUUGUUGAAAAGGAAGAAUACCAAUAUGUGCGCAGACCAGAUCAAGUGCGACCCGAGGAUAAUCUGAAACCUGAAGGUGAUUUCUACACACCGGAAAAACCGGGCUAUCGUCCAGCAGAGAGGCCACAACAAAAGAAACCGGAGGACAACCUUAAACCGGAAGGUGAAUUCUAUGCUCCCGAAAAACCCGAAUUCAGACCAGCCGAAAGGCCGCUGCAAAAGAAACCAGAGGAUAAUCUUAAACCCGAAGGUGAAUUCUACACACCCGAAAAACCUGGAUAUAGACCUGCGGAAAAGACUGAACGUAUUAUACGAAAGGAUAAUUUGCGCACCGAAGGUGAAAUGACAUUUGUCGAAAAGGAAGAAUACACAUAUGUAAAGAGGCCAGAACAAAUACGCCCCGAAGAUAAUCUGAAACCCGAGGGUGACUUCUAUGCACCGGAAAAACAAGGCUAUAGACCAGCUGAGAGACCUGUUCAAAAGAAACCAGAAGAUAAUCUCAAACCUGAGGGUGAUUUCUAUGCGCCGGAAAAGCCUGGCUACAGACCUGCUGAAAGACCUGUUCAGAAGAAACCGGAAGAUAAUCUGAAACCCGAAGGAGAGUUUUACACUCCAGAGAAGCCAAAAUUCUUGCCAGGCGAAAGACCAUCUCAAGUCCGUCCGGAAGACAAUCUCCGUCCAGAGGGUGAAUUUACUGUGCCCGACAAACCUGAAUAUAGACCUGCCGAGAGACCAGUACAGAAGAAACCUGAAGAUAAUCUCAAACCGGAGGGUGAUUUCUACGCUCCAGAGAAACCUAAAUUUAUGCCAGGUGAAAGACCAUCUCAAGUUCGCCCAGAAGAUAAUCUCAGACCAGAGGGUGAGUUUACUGUGCCUGACAAGCCUGAGUAUAGGCCAGCUGAAAGACCUGUACAGAAGAAACCUGAGGACAAUCUGAAACCCGAAGGUGAUUUCUAUACUCCUGAAAAACCAGGCUAUCGUCCAGCUGAAAGGCCUGUUCAGAAGAAACCUGAAGAUAAUCUCAAGCCAGAAGGUGAUUUCUAUACUCCAGAAAAGCCUGGCUACAAACCAGCUGAGAGACCUGUUCAAAAGAAACCUGAAGAUAACCUGAAACCAGAAGGUGAAUUCUAUACUCCAGAGAAACCCAAGUUCAUGCCAGGUGAAAGACCAUCUCAAGUUCGCCCCGAAGAUAAUCUCAGACCUGAGGGUGAAUUUACUGUACCUGACAAGCCUGAGUAUAGGCCAGCUGAAAGGCCUGUACAGAAGAGACCUGAGGACAAUCUGAAACCCGAAGGUGAUUUCUAUGUCCCUGAACAAAUGAAAUUUAUGCCUGGUGAAAGGCCCAGCCAAGUUCGUCCCGAAGAUAAUCUAAGACCAGAAGGUGAAUUCUAUACUCCAGAAAAACCUGGUUACAGACCAGCUGAGAGACCGGUUCAGAAGAAACCUGAAGACAAUCUUAAGCCUGAGGGUGAAUUCUACGCACCUGAGAAGCAAGAGUUCAGACCAGCUGAGAAGAUUGAACGCAUAGUAAGAAAGGAUAAUCUCCGAACCGAAGGUGAAAUGACAUUUGUCGAAAAGGAAGAAUACACGUAUGUCAAGAGACCGGAACAAGUCCGUCCAGAAGACAAUCUGAAACCAGAAGGAGAAUUCUACGCACCCGAGAAGCCUAAAUUUAUGCCAGGUGAAAGGCCAUCACAGGUUCGCCCAGAAGAUAAUCUUCGGCCAGAGGGCGAAUUUACAGUACCAGAUAAACCGGAAUAUAGACCUGCCGAGAGACCAGUUCAGAAGAAGCCUGAGGACAAUCUGAAGCCAGAAGGAAGUUUCUAUGUUCCCGAACAGAUUAAAUAUAUGCCUGGAGAACGUCCAUCUCAAGUUCGUCCGGAGGAUAAUCUGAAACCUGAGGGAGAAUUCUAUACCCCAGAGAAACCCGGGUUCAGACCAGCAGAAAGACCAGUACAGAAGAAACCUGAGGACAAUUUGAAACCAGAAGGAGAAUUCUACACCCCGGAAAAACCAGGUUUCAGGCCAGCUGAAAGACCUGUACAGAAGAAACCUGAGGAUAAUCUCAAACCUGAGGGUGAUUUCUAUACUCCUGAGAAGCCUGGCUAUCGUCCAGCCGAAAGACCAGUUCAGAAGAAGCCUGAAGAUAAUCUCAAACCUGAGGGUGAUUUCUAUACUCCAGAAAAACCAGGAUAUAAACCUGCCGAGAGACCGGUACAGAAGAAACCUGAAGAUAAUCUGAAGCCAGAAGGUGAUUUCUAUACUCCAGAGAAACCAAAAUACAGGCCAGGUGAAAGACCAUCUCAAGUUCGUCCGGAAGAUAAUCUAAGGCCAGAGGGUGAGUUCACAGUGCCAGACAAACCUGAAUAUAGGCCAGCUGAAAGGCCUGUGCAGAAGAAACCAGAGGAUAAUCUCAAACCUGAAGGUGACUUUUACACUCCAGAAAAGCCAGGCUAUCGUCCAGCUGAAAGAACAGAAGUUAUUAUUAGGAAAGAUAAUCUGCGUACCGAGGGUGAGAUGACAUUUGUCGAGAAGGAGGAAUAUAGAUAUGUUAAACGGCCUGAGCCUGUUAAACCCGGUGACAACUUGAAGCCCGAAGGUGAAUUUUAUGCUCCCGAAAAACCCAAAUUCUUGCCUGGCGAGCGACCAUCUCAGGUCAGACCAGAAGAUAACCUUAAACCAGAAGGUGACUUCUACACCCCAGAGAAACCCAGAUAUCAACCGGGAGAAAGACCCAGUCAAGUUCGUCCUGAAGAUAAUCUUAAGCCUGAGGGUGAUUUCUACACUCCCGAAAAACCCGGAUAUCGUCCUGCUGAAAGACCCGUUCAAAAGAAACCAGAAGAUAAUUUGAAGCCGGAAGGUGAUUUCUAUACUCCUGAAAAGCCUGGUUAUAAACCUGCCGAAAGGCCGGUUGCUAAGAAACCAGAAGAUAAUUUGAGACCCGAGGGUGAAUUCACUGUGCCGGACAAACCAUCAUAUAAACCUGCCGAAAAGGUGGAAAGAAUUAUUCGCAAGGAUAAUCUUCGCACCGAGGGUGAAAUGACAUUUGUGGAAAAGGACGAAUAUACCUAUGUUAAGAGACCGGAACAAGUACGUCCUGAAGAUAAUCUCAGACCUGAAGGCGAGUUCUAUACCCCAGAGAAACCUGGCUUCAAGCCUGCAGAAAGGCCGGUACAGAAAAAACCUGAGGACAAUUUGAAACCCGAAGGUGAUUUCUAUACUCCUGAGAAGCCUGGCUAUCGUCCAGCCGAAAGACCUGUACAAAAGAAACCCGAGGAUAAUCUUAAACCUGAGGGUGAUUUCUAUGCUCCCGAAAAGCCUGGAUAUCGUCCAGCUGAAAGACCUGUGCAGAAGAAGCCUGAGGAUAAUCUUAAACCUGAAGGUGAUUUCUAUUCUCCUGAGAAACCAAAAUUCCAGCCCGGCCAAAGGCCUAGUCAAAUUCGUCAUGAGGAUAAUCUUAAACCUGAGGGUGAUUUCUAUACGCCAGAGAAACCUGGAUAUCGACCAGCUGAAAGACCAGUGCAGAAGAAACCUGAGGAUAAUCUCAAACCAGAAGGCGAUUUCUAUACACCUGAAAAGCCUGGAUAUAAACCGGCGGAGAGACCAGUGCAGAAGAAACCAGAGGACAACUUAAAACCAGAAGGCGAUUUCUAUGCUCCAGAGAAGCCUGGUUAUAAACCAGCUGAAAGGCCUGUACAAAAGAAACCUGAAGAUAAUCUUAAACCAGAAGGCGAUUUCUAUGCACCAGAGAAGCCUGGCUAUAAACCAGCUGAAAGACCCGUACAGAAGAAACCCGAAGACAACUUGAAACCUGAAGGUGAAUUCUAUACCCCAGAAAAAACAGGCUAUAAACCAGCUGAACGGACUCAGAAGGUCAUUCGCAAGGAUAAUUUGCGCACCGAGGGUGAAAUGACAUUUGUCGAAAAGGAGGAAUACAAAUAUGUCAAACGUCCAGAACCGGUCAAACAAACGGAUAAUCUGAAACCAGAGGGCGAAUUCUAUGCUCCGGAAAAACCAAAGUUCCGUCCUGGCGAAAGGCCAUCACAAGUACGCCCUGAGGAUAAUUUGAAACCGGAAGGAGAAUUUUAUUCUCCAGAAAAACCAGGUUAUAAACCUGCCGAAAAGAGGCCACAACCUGUUAAACCUGAGGAUAAUUUGAAACCUGAAGGCGAUUUCUUUACGCCGGAGAAACCAGGUUACAAACCUGCCGAGAGACCUGUGCAAAAGAAACCGGAGGAUAAUUUGAAACCCGAAGGUGACUUCUAUACACCCGAGAAACCAGGUUUCAAACCUGCCGAAAAACCGUUGGUUAAGAAGCCCAAGGAUAAUCUGAAACCAGAAGGUGAUUUCUAUACUCCCGAGAAACCAGGCUACAAACCUGGCGAACGUACGAAAAAAAUUAUACAAAAGGAUAACUUGCGUACCGAGGGUGAAAUGACAUUUGUGGAGAAAGAAGAAUACAAACAUGUCAAACGUCCAGAACCCGUUAAGUUCAAGGAUAAUCUCAAGCCGGAAGGAGAAUUUUAUGCCCCAGAAAAACCAGGUUACAAACCUGCUGAGAGACCGGUGCAGAAGAAACCUCAGGACAAUUUGAAACCUGAGGGAGAAUUCACCGUACCGGAGAAACCAGGUUAUAAACCAGCCGAAAGGACGACAAAGGUGAUACGCAAGGAUAAUUUACGUACCGAGGGUGAAAUGACCUUUGUGGAGAAAACCAAAUAUGUGGCUGGUGAAAGACCCAAACAGGUGCGCCAUGAGGAUAAUCUUAAGCCUGAAGGUGAUUUCUACACGCCCGAGAAGCCUGGCUUCAAACCUGGCGAACGACCUGUAGCUAAGAAACCCUCGGACAAUCUUAAGCCGGAAGGUGAUUUCUACACGCCCGAGAAGCAAGGUUUCAAACCUGGCGAACGUCCUGUGGCCAAGAAACCGGUUGAUAAUUUGAAACCUGAAGGAGAAUUUGUGACACCAGAAAAACCUGGCUACAAACCGGCCGAAAGGGUGCAGCGCAUUGUGCGCAAGGAUAAUUUGCGUACCGAGGGUGAAAUGACCUUUGAGCAAAAGGACACCUAUCAAUAUGUCAAGAGGCCGACACCAAUCAAACCCAGUGACAAUCUUAAGCCUGAGGGUGAAUUCUAUAAGAAGGAGAAGGAUGCGGGUCCCAAGGAUGUUGUGGAUCGCGUAACACCCAAGAGACCAGUGGAUAACCUGAAAAUGGAGGGAACUAUGGAAAUUACGCGCAAGAAUCAAACCAAGACCGAUCACACGGCCACAACUGUACGUCAAACCAAGAAGGUGGUACACAACAGUUCAUCGAUUAGCCUGGGUUCGGACACAUCGAUCCUGAAGACCACAAAUCAAAUUAGCUAUGCUUCGGGUAAAAAUGCUGUGCCUGUGGCAGAUUUGAAUACUCAAAAACCGGCUGAUGGUAUGGUUAUUGUCUCCACGAAGAGAGUCACGACUGUUAUUGGCAGCAAAAAUAAGAAGGAACCAGAAACCCAGUACGUGCGACGUCAGGGCAAGGUUAAUGUUAUUGAAAAUGUGGAGAAAUCCACCACGAUGAAGAAUAUUAAAAAUGUGGAAAAUAUCCACAAUGAAGAGGUGUCGAUGACACAGAAUCGUAUUAGCACCGCCAGGAAGAGUAUCCAACAGCAGGAUAUCAACGAUGUUAGUAGCACAAAUGUUGUUAACCGAAAUGUUAUACAGAGCGAUGUUACGAAUCGUCAGCAUCAACAUCAUCAUCACCACCACCAUCAUCAUCAUGAUGAGAGUGGUAACCAUACCCAUGUCCAUCGGAAUAUUGUACAUAAUGAAACUUGCCCAGUGGUGCAAAGGAAUUUGCUACAACAACAACAAAUAAAUAAAAAUAGUACCAUCACCAGCACUGCAGCCAAUAGUGAGGGCAAACAUAUUAGCAGUGAGGUUAGUAGCCACCAGAACGGUGUUAAUGGCAGUACCAUAAUUAAGGGUGGUGGCAGCCGCACUGUGACCUCAACUGUUACCCAACACACCGACAAGGAGUCGACAUGCUUGGCCAGCAAGAUAACCUCAUCGAGUAGUAAAACCCACACCGAAGGUUCCACCAUGACCACAACACGUCGGGUUACAAAUGUUAAUCAACGUAAUGGCAGUGGCUCCGAUAUGAAGAGUUUGAUUAGUGGUGGAGGUGGAACCAAUGAUAGCUAUAAUGUCAGCUCCAAAAUAACCAGAAAUGGUGGAGAAAAUGGCCACGUUUUACAGACCUCUUCCUCAAAGUCCAAUAUCAGUUCCAACAUUACACAGAGUAGUAAUGCCACCACCUCUUCCUCCACCAUGUCAAGCAGUAAACAAUUCCAUCAUCGCAAAACGGAAUUCUCCUCCGAAUCGAAUGUCGCGAAUAGCAUUCUCCAGCGUAAAGCGACACCCCAGGAAUCCCAGCAAAUUGGUAGCCUCUCUUCCAAUGCCAAGAUACAUCGUAAGAGUAUCCUGAAUCUAAAUGAACAGCCCUCGAGUUCAUGGUUCCCCAGUGAGAGACAAAGCUAUAGCAGUUUACAUCGUCAGAAGGUCGAAGCUGAGGGUGGUAAUAGUUCGUGUGUUGUGCACAAUGCCGGCGAACGUCGUAGUCACACUGCCAUACAUCGUGAAACAAAGGAAAUUCAACAGAGUAAUAAGAGCGCCUCCAAUACGUCCGCCUUGCAUCAUCAUCACCACACGACCACAAGUGCUGCAGAUUUCCCCUCGUAUAGGACAACCGAGCGGGUGGUGACACGGCAUCGUGGUAAUCAGUCGUCAUUUUCGUUAGGUGAUUCGGGUUCAUCGUCGUCGAUUUCCAGUAAUUAUAAAAUGGAAUAUAAAACAAUUCCGGUCACAACCACCACCUCCAAAUCCGCCAUCUCCUCCUGUGCUGUGCAUAAAAUAACACAAGGUGCAUUCCAACAAUCUAGGGAUACUCAAGAGAAUAAAUUUUUCAAAACUACCAAGUAA
This is a messenger RNA of Musca vetustissima, 10998 nucleotides long. RefSeq names its product titin (gene Sdb). Bases 628 to 10998 code for a protein of 3456 amino acids. The record is from RefSeq and is a predicted model, not a curated record. NCBI's taxonomy places the organism in Eukaryota, Metazoa, Arthropoda, Insecta, Diptera, Muscidae. The transcript is spliced from 10 exons. Gene Ontology annotation, cellular component: centriole; ciliary basal body; cytoskeleton. Gene Ontology annotation, molecular function: microtubule binding. Gene Ontology annotation, biological process: microtubule anchoring.